Cloeon dipterum is the source of this 2069-nucleotide messenger RNA. RefSeq lists its product as uncharacterized. The coding region runs from base 194 to 1984 and encodes 596 amino acids. The record is from RefSeq and is a predicted model, not a curated record. Gene Ontology annotation, molecular function: odorant binding. NCBI's taxonomy places the organism in Eukaryota, Metazoa, Arthropoda, Insecta, Ephemeroptera, Baetidae. The transcript is spliced from 21 exons.
UGUAACUACAGCUUCAGCAUUCAAAUUGGCAACACCUUUCAAUGAGGAUUCUCCAGACAAUGAAGCUGGAUCUGAUUGCUUUGACGCUUGCUAUCCAAACACGUCAUUUGUCACCGCCGAAGGAAAAGUUCGGAAUUCUGAACAGUACGGAAAGAUUGUGGAAAUCAAAGGUCAAACCUUUUUGGUGGGGACAAUGCAACUUGGCUCGUGGCAAGAUAACUGGAAAACUUGCUGCUCGAUUGGAAUGCAGCCACUUAUUUUUACCGAGGAAACAAAAAUUAACGAUUUCAUAACUGCCGCUAGUCUGGCGAAGAUCGAGAAGGAUACGCGAUUCUGGACUGGCGGCUUCAGACACGAGAUUAGUCGAAUGUGGUCGUGGUGUACCAAAGACACUCCUCUGCCCAUCGACGAUGACCUGUUGCUGGAUAUAACAGACAAUUCUGAUAAAACCGAUAACAACUGCGUGUCGAUUUCUAUUAAUAUUAGCACUUCCAAAUAUUCAAUGCCUAACAUUUUGUGCAAUACUGAUGAAACCACGGAUCCGUCACCUCCACAUCUUGCCUGCGAAUUGAUUGCAAAGAAGCCGAAUGAUAAAAUGAUAGUAAACAGCACUUGCAUGGGUGCCAGAUGCGGCAUCAACCGUCAAUGCAAGAAAAAGGAUGCAAUAAAGAAAUUUGCUGACAAAGGAGUAGAUUUAUCAAAUAUGAGAUAUGGAUUCGGCGAACAUUUUUCAGCAUGCAACAGAUAUUUCCUGUUUUCUAAUGAAUCUACAACCUUCGACGAUGCCCGUGAGAAAUGCUGCGCUUUGGGAAUGCAACUGCUCUCCGUCAAAUCUGCUACCAAACGUAUCUGUUUGUCGAAACUCGCGAGAAAAUACAGAGACAUCGCCGAUGAGUUUUGGACCUCUGGCACCGAUCUGGACUGCAAGGGCAACUUCCGUUGGUGCUCCGUGGACAGGGCCUUCCUGAAGAGCGAAGUCCUCUGGGCUGCCGGUGAACCUAAUGGCAAGGAAGGGCGCUGUGUCACAAUCAAAAUGAGCACCAUGUUUGGCAGCACCACUCUGCAAACGACCGACUGUGGAGCAAAGAAGCGAUACGUUUGCGAGGCGCGUCAAUCUGGAACAACUGUGAAAUCAAUCCUGAAUAGGUGUACUACUCUGAUCGGUCUCCAAAAAGAUCAAGUUGAUGCUCUUCAGGAUACGGAAAAUUACACAUACGCGAUGAAGUGUUAUUUGAAAUGCGUCGGCGACGGAUUAGAAAUGAUUGAUAAUGGAUAUCUGCAAUGUGGAUAUACCAUGCGCCUAUUUGAAAAAUUUGACGUGGAAACAUCCUUGAAAACAAAAGAUAACGCUAUUGAUCAGUGCAACACAAAAAUGGAUCCAAAUGGCGAUGCUUGCCAGAGCGUGUACGAAAUGUUCGUCUGCGUAAAAGAGCAGCUGCCUCAGGGUUUCAACAAGAUAUUGUUCGACAAUUUAGGAGUAGAGCCAGCAGCGAAAAUACCUCGAACAUGCUAUUAUCAACAGAACGUCAUGUGCACAUUAAAUACUACUCUUAAAGCCUCGUACGAUAUAAACAGAAUAACAAGUGACGGAGGCUCAUCUAUUAUUGGGAUUGAUGGUCAAAAUUGGUUCAAAUCCGCACGAGGCAACUACACAAAUGUCGACGCAUUAAAAUAUUGCUGCUCUCUUGGCAUGCAAAAGCCAUUUGCUACAUCCCUCGAUGAAUUCAACAAACUCAGAGACUGGAUGGAUGGAGAAAAUUAUGAUAAUUUCCUCGCCGAGACUUAUACUGAUACGCAGUAUAAUGAAGAGAAAUGGUGCGACACGGACACCACAGUCAAACCAGAGAUUUCGGAAAACAAUUUUAAACUGGAUCAGGAGCCUAGCUUUUUUUAUCUACCCAAAGGCUCUCCCAAAGUGCGUUCUCUGCCUCAUUACAAGAUGGGUAGAGUCACUGUCUCGUACUUUUAUUGCUCUCCCCGUUAACUGCGGCGCCAAGAGUAAUCCCCACAUAAUAUGAUCAAUUGCCGUUAUUGAUAUGUUUGUUUUGAGUUUAUUGGGUUUUAACAAG